This is a messenger RNA of Ochotona curzoniae (black-lipped pika), 517 nucleotides long. RefSeq names its product baculoviral IAP repeat containing 5 (gene BIRC5). The transcript is spliced from 4 exons. NCBI's taxonomy places the organism in Eukaryota, Metazoa, Chordata, Mammalia, Lagomorpha, Ochotonidae. The coding region runs from base 1 to 441 and encodes 146 amino acids. The record is from RefSeq and is a predicted model, not a curated record.
AUGGCGGCGUCCGCGGCCGGGCAGUCGUUGCCCCGGGCUUGGCAGCUGUACCUGAAGGACCACCGCAUCUCCACGUUCAAGAACUGGCCCUUCCUGGAGGGCUGCGCCUGCACCCCGGAGCGGAUGGCUGAGGCUGGCUUCAUCCACUGCCCAACGGAGAACGAGCCCGACUUGGCGCAGUGUUUCUUUUGCUUCAAGGAGCUGGAGGGCUGGGAGCCGGACGACGACCCCAUUGAGGAACACAGGAAGCACUCAUCCAGCUGUGCGUUUCUCUCCAUCAAGAAGCGGCUUGAGGAACUAACCCUGAGUGAAUUUUUGAAACUGGACAAAGAGCGAGCCAAGAACAAGAUCGCCAAGGAGACCGGCAGCAAGCAGAAGGAGUUUGAGGAGAUGGCCAAGAAGGUGCGUGUGGCCAUCGAGCAGCUGGCCACCCUGCAGUGAGACCAGGUCGCGGGAGCCGGCUGCGGGAAGCACCGCCCGGCUCUCGGUGCUGCCUGCUGCACUGGCCCUGGACAGC